Eruca vesicaria subsp. sativa (arugula) is the source of this 734-nucleotide messenger RNA. NCBI's taxonomy places the organism in Eukaryota, Viridiplantae, Streptophyta, Magnoliopsida, Brassicales, Brassicaceae. The record is from the annotation of a GenBank genome assembly.
AUGAGCGCUUCGAGGUUCAUAAAGUGUGUGACCGUUGGUGACGGAGCUGUGGGUAAAACCUGUCUCCUCAUUUCUUACACCAGCAACACUUUCCCUACGGAUUACGUUCCGACCGUUUUCGAUAACUUUAGCGCUAAUGUUGUUGUUAACGGAGCCACUGUCAACCUUGGCUUGUGGGAUACCGCUGGGCAGGAAGAUUAUAACAGAUUAAGACCCCUGAGUUACCGUGGUGCUGAUGUUUUCAUAUUAGCCUUCUCUCUCAUUAGUAAGGCUAGUUAUGAGAAUGUAUCCAAAAAGUGGAUCCCUGAGCUGACUCACUAUGCCCCUGGUGUCCCAAUUGUUCUUGUUGGCACCAAACUAGAUCUUAGGGAUGACAAACAGUUCUUCGUUGACCACCCUGGUGCUGUACCUAUUACCACUGCUCAGCUUGAGAUAGUUUUUAUUUGUAUGUUAAUGAAAAUGCAGAACGUGAAGGGAGUAUUUGAUGCCGCGAUUAGAGUGGUACUUCAACCUCCAAAGCAGAAGAAAAAGAAGGGGAAAGUACAAAAGGCCUGCUCCAUUUUGUAAUCUCUCUCUCUUGUCUCUACCACUCUCUAGUGAAGUCUUAAGAAGAAGAAGAAACACAUUGGGCUUAAAGAUGUUUCAAGUUUGGUUGUGAUAAAGCUCUCUCUUAAUCCUAAAAAAGACUUGAUUACUUCUGUUUUGCUGAUAAAUUGUUUCCAGCUUUAGCUGAG